AUGGAAUGCAUCUAUAAAGUACAUGAUGCCAUUUCUGCAGCAUUCUAUGGUGUCGCUUUAUUUGGGUUUGUCAAAAUAAAAGAUCGAUAUGUGUUUGAGAAAAGGAAAAAGGCACACAUCACAUUCUCUGGAGAUCAUAUUCCUAGAGAAGAAAGUGCGUUGGUAUUCAGUAACCACCGUUCAUGGAUUGAUUAUUACAUGAUUCAUUCAGUGGCAAGUCGACGCAAUAUGCUCCAUAAUUGCAAGUACUUUGUCAAAGACUCGAUUAAAUGGUUACCGUUUUUUGGGUGGGGUAUGUGGCUUGCAGGAUUCGUAUUUGUCCGACGCAACUGGACAAAAGAUCAAAAAAAGAUCAAAAAAUCAUUUUCCAAAAUCAAACGUAUGAAAACGCCUGUCUGGAUUAUAAGUUAUCUUGAAGGAUCUCGUUUCACAACCGAAAAGAUGAUCGAGUGUCAAGCAUUCUCGAAAGAACGUGGGUUGCCAAUUUUGCAACAUGUCCUCACACCUCGCACCAAAGGCUUUGUAACCUGUGUACAAGAGUUUAGGAAUUCUCAUGUCAAGUGUGUUUAUGAUUUUACAAUUGCUUAUCGCCACAAUAUCAAGAACAACCCCUCUUCUGGGUUCCUUGAGGCUCCAUCAAUGGUCCGACUACACACACGCCGUUUAUCACCCGAGUACGAUUUCCAUGUCCACGUCAAACGAUUCAUGAUUGACGAACUUCCAGAGGAAGAAGAUGCAUUGUCAGGCUGGGUAAUGGAACGUUACGUCGAGAAGGAUCGUUUCUUAGCAUCUCUGAAGGAUGAUUGGUUGAAAGGACAAGAAAUAGAUUUAUGUAUCAAGUAG
This is a messenger RNA of Phycomyces blakesleeanus NRRL 1555(-), 843 nucleotides long. RefSeq lists its product as hypothetical. Gene Ontology annotation, cellular component: endomembrane system. NCBI's taxonomy places the organism in Eukaryota, Fungi, Mucoromycota, Mucoromycetes, Mucorales, Phycomycetaceae. Gene Ontology annotation, molecular function: 1-acylglycerol-3-phosphate O-acyltransferase activity. The record is from RefSeq and is a predicted model, not a curated record. The transcript is spliced from 8 exons. Bases 1 to 843 code for a protein of 280 amino acids.